AUGGCAUCAAUUUCGCCGGAGAAACUUAUCAGCACAAAUAAUAUCGAAAGACAUAAAUCAAACCUGAGCAGCCUUGUAGGCGGAGAGGGUAUUCUCGGCAGCCUCCUUCCUCUCGGCUCCGGUCUUGAACUCCGCCAGGUAACGAUGAUAGUCGCCCUUCAUCUUCAGGUAGAAGACCUUGGAGUCGCCGCUGGAGGCAGAUCCAAUGAGUUUGGUGUCGAGGAGCCUGAGGAUGCCGUCGCAGAUGUUGGUGAGCUCCGACUCGAUCUUGGAUCUGUAACCCUUGAUGGCGGACACGUGGCUCUCGUUACCGCGGCUCUCCUCCUUCUGCUCGAUGGAGGAGAUGAUCCUCCAGGAGGCGCGGCGGGCGCCUAUGACGUUCUUGUAGGCGACGGAGAGGAGGUUGCGCUCCUCCACGGAGAGCUCGUCGCCGUCAACGGCGCCGACGACCUUCUCCAUGAACUCCACCAUCUCCUCGUAUCGCUCCGCCUGCUCCGCCAGCUUGGCCAUGUACACGUUCUCCUCGCGUGGGGACGCCAUUCAGAUUUGUGCAGGAGGGAUUUUGAAUUUUUUUUCUUUUCUAGAGAGAAGGGACGGCGAUUGGGAAUUUUCUUUGCUUUUUUAGAGAGAGAGAGUGGACGACAGGGUUUGAGAAACGAGUGUUGA
Messenger RNA from Striga asiatica, 666 nucleotides. The record is from the annotation of a GenBank genome assembly. NCBI's taxonomy places the organism in Eukaryota, Viridiplantae, Streptophyta, Magnoliopsida, Lamiales, Orobanchaceae.